Molecule: messenger RNA, 2012 nt
Organism: Sphaeramia orbicularis (orbiculate cardinalfish)
Lineage: Eukaryota; Metazoa; Chordata; Actinopteri; Kurtiformes; Apogonidae
Gene: tfap2d
Product: transcription factor AP-2 delta (activating enhancer binding protein 2 delta)
Exons: 8
Coding region: 154-1530 (458 amino acids)
Biological process (GO): regulation of cell population proliferation; anatomical structure development; regulation of transcription by RNA polymerase II
Cellular component (GO): nucleus
Molecular function (GO): RNA polymerase II transcription regulatory region sequence-specific DNA binding; DNA-binding transcription factor activity, RNA polymerase II-specific
Source: RefSeq, a predicted model, not a curated record
CGCUCGCGUUCCACCAGCUUUCUGCCGUUACCGAGAGCGCGCGAGGGGGGACUUUUCCAUUUCUCUCGCUUUUUGAGGAUUUUAACGCAUUUUUCUUAUUAUUCGAUCGGGCCAGAGAGGGAGAAAAAAACGGGUUACUUUGGAGAAAGCACAAUGUCAGCGACCUUCCCCGGACUUGUCCACGACGCAGAGAUACGUCACGACGGAUCAAACAGCUACCGGCUCAUGCAGCUCGGUUGCCUGGAGUCCGUGGCCAACUCCUCGGUCGCCUACUCCUCCUCCUCCCCGCUCACCUACCCAGCGCCGGCGGGGACGGAGUUCGCCUCGCCCUACUUUUCAGCCAACCACCAGUACACGCCCCUCCACCACCAGUCUUUCCACUACGAGUUCCAGCACUCCCACCCGGCCGUGGCCCCAGAGGCCUACGGGCUGAACUCCCUGCACUCGGGCCAGUACUACCAGCAAAUCCACCACGGAGAGCCCGCAGACUUCAUCAACCUGCACAACGCGCGCUCGGCCCUCAAGUCCUCGUGCCUAGACGAGCAGCAGCGGCGCGAGCUGGGCUGCCUCGACGCUUACCGGCGCCAUGACCUAUCGCUGAUGACGUCACACGGCUCCCAGGCCUACGGCGUCGGUAUGCACCAUCCGGACCAGAGGCUGCUGCCGGCCGCCGGCCUGGGCCUCCCUCCGCCCGCGGCAGACGACCUGCAGGGCUCCGUGGAAGCACAGUGUGGGCUCGUGCUGAACGGCCAAGGAGGCGUAAUCCGGAGAGGAGGAACAUGUGUGGUGAAUCCUACAGAUCUGUUCUGCUCGGUACCGGGCCGACUGUCGCUGCUCAGCUCCACCUCCAAGUACAAAGUCACCAUUGCCGAAGUGAAAAGAAGACUGUCCCCGCCAGAGUGCCUCAAUGCCUCCCUACUGGGAGGCAUACUGCGCAGAGCAAAAUCUAAGAAUGGAGGCCGGUGUCUUCGGGAGAAGUUAGACCGUUUAGGGCUCAACCUGCCGGCAGGACGGAGGAAAGCAGCCAACGUCACACUGCUCACCUCCCUGGUGGAAGGUGAAGCACUUCACCUGGCGAGGGACUUUGGCUACACCUGUGAGACAGAGUUUCCCAGUAAGGCGGUGGGGGAACAUUUGGCAAGGCAACACAACGAGCCGAAAGAAACUAGCGCACGCAAGAAAAUGGUCCUCGCAACUAAGCAAAUCUGUAAGGAGUUCCAGGACUUGUUGAGCCAAGAUCGUUCUCCUCUGGGCUCUUCAAGACCGACCCCCAUCCUGGACCUGGAUAUCCAGAGACACCUCACACAUUUCAGUCUGAUCACUCACGGGUUCGGCACACCUGCAGUCUGUGCAGCUCUCAGCACCUUCCAAACUGUCCUGAGCGAGAUGCUCAACUACCUGGACAAAAACUCAAGUGGGAAAACAAGCGGACCGACUGACCAACAGAUCAACAACAGCUCAGAAAAGACGCAGCUCCGGAAAACAGCCGAGCCUCAGAGCAAAGACGGGAAAACAGAAAAGACUGAGUAGCCCCCACCCACUGCAUCCCCGUGCCUUGGAGCGCUGCAUUUAGGAGUGUGUGUGUGAGCCUGAGUGUGUGUGUGUGUGUGUGACUGAGAAAGGUGUUAAUUUCCAUGCAUUACUAUGUCUUCUUUGAGACAGUUCGUCUAUAUUUGUUAUUUAUUUAUCUUCAGUUGAAAUGUGACAUUAGCUGGAACGGUCCUAAAUAAGACGUCCUGAUGUAUGAGCCUAAAUGACAUGUCAUAUGUCAGUGUGUGUGUGUUUGUAUGUGUGUUUCUGCGGAGCCUCGAAAUGGAGACGCCUGUGACUCACUCAAGACUUUUGUUUGUUUAUUUAUUAUUUCUUAAAACAGGAAGUAAACAUGGACAACUUCACAUCACACAUUUCUAGGACAGGGAUAAUAACUGCCAACAUGACAAACCAGAGUUGUUUCAUUAUCGGUUCAUCUGCUGAUUAUUUUGAUGAUUAAGAGCACAAUACCCUCACCUCAA